ACCCCCUUGACCCACCUCGCCAGACCAAAGAAGAGGAGCCGAUCCACAGGAGACACCACGAUGAACACGCUACCCGGGAUGCUGGUCGCACUCACGUGCGGACUGGCCGCGUACGCCGACGUCAUGCCCGUUCAGGAUUUUGAUCUGCAGAGGAUGGCCGGCAAGUGGUACAUGGUCGGCUUUGCCACCAAUGCGCCUUGGUUUGUGAACCGCAGGGGAAGCAUGAAGGUCGGGACCGCAGUCAUCGUGCCAACCGAAGGGGGAGACAUGGACCUCACUUAUGCCCACAUAAAGGAUGAUGGCACCUGCUGGAAAAUGACUCAUCUCGCUCAAAAAACCGAAACUCCCGGCCGCUUCACCUUCCAUAGCCAAGUUUGGAACAACGACAACGACAUGCGCGUCGUCCGAGUCCUGUAUGACAACUUUGCGUUGAUCCACACGAUCAAGACAAAGGAGGGAGUCUCGGAGGUUUUGAACAAACUUUACACUCGCUCUCCCGAUGUCGGGGUGGCCCUGCAGCAGGCAUUCGCCGACUUCUGCACGGAGACCGGCAUCCUGCCUGAAAACGUCGCCAUCCUCCCCAAUGCUCCCGAGUGUCCUGAGGCCUGACGAGUUUCCUCCGACGCCCCCGUCAGGCAGAUCCGCUCCACACACCCGCUUUGCGCAACUUGCAUUUCCAUUUCACACGACGGCUGUAAAUAAAACGAAGAGUGGCAGAGAGAAAAUAUGUCGGUUGAAACUUUAUUUUUCUUUUCAUCUACUGAUUUGCUUACCAACAAGCCAAUAAAAAUAAGUGGAAACAAA
Hippocampus comes (tiger tail seahorse) is the source of this 804-nucleotide messenger RNA. RefSeq names its product lipocalin-like. The coding region runs from base 61 to 609 and encodes 182 amino acids. Gene Ontology annotation, molecular function: small molecule binding. The transcript has 6 exons. The record is from RefSeq and is a predicted model, not a curated record. NCBI's taxonomy places the organism in Eukaryota, Metazoa, Chordata, Actinopteri, Syngnathiformes, Syngnathidae.